UGCGCAUUCGAAUGACGCACAUUGUGUGCGCCUGACGGUAGUGAGCGCGCGGUAAACGGUUUCCGAAGUUCCUCGCGUCUCGUCGUUUCUGAAUGCGCUUCUGUCUCUUGUAAACAGUCCGCCGCGACAGUAUGUUCACUCCCCGCGGCACACCGAGCUCAGGCCGCAGACAGGCGCCCAGGACCGGCGCUCGGAAGAGCGGGCUGCUGUUCUCUCCACGCCGCUCCGCUGUCACAGCCAGAUCCACUCCCACCCGGGUUCAGAGUCAUGCAGCUGUCGAGUCAUAUAAUUUUGACGUUCAGACUUUCGGAUCAUCUCUGCCUGUCAAAGUCAUGGAGGCGCUGACCAUGGCCGACGUGGAUGAUCAGAUCUCUGUGAAGGUGGAGGCGUCCGGCUGGGCCUGGAUGGUUUGUGGAGAACGACUGAUCAUCUGGAAAGUGUCUCAGACGUCUGUGGCAAAGCUGUCGGUGUGUAAAGACCUCCAGCUGCCCUCCAGUGAGUUUGCGUACAGCGCUGAUCUCAUCUCCAUCACUUCCUCCAGUCCACUCGAUUCUGCACCCACUCAGGCUAUCAGUGCAUUGGCCGUGUCUCCAGAUGGUUCGGCUCGGUUUUGGCCCAGUCUGGCUCAUGACGGGACCUACACUGAGACGUCUCUGGAUCUGGGCGGACAUGUGUGCAACUACGUCGCAGCAGUAAAGGGCGGGAGUUUCAUCGUGUCAUCGUACCGCGGUCACCUGCUCCGGCUCGCUCCGGACUCCUCCGGUAAACUGCACCAGAGACCGGUUCAGCAGGGUCAGGGGAUGCUGUCUGGCAUCGGACGCAGGGUUUCCAGCCUGUUCGGCAUCCGCGGCCAGCCGGCCGACCUCACGGUGUUCAGUGUGCUCUGGGUGAAGGAGACCGGCUGUCUGUACUCUCUCAGCUCGUGUGGCCUCAGUAAAUGGGAGGUGGAUGAGAACAGUGAGACGCAGGUGUUGAGCUGGAGCACCAGUCAGAGCAUCACAGACAGCAUCACCAACGCCAUCUGGGACUCAGAAAGUAACUACUCUGAGAUCAAGAAAGGAGUGAAUGUCUCUUAUCUGGACAUGCAGUACAGCAAAGCGGGGCUGGUGGUGUUGGCAGCGGCGUGGCAUCCGGGCAACACUCCAUGUGUGACGUAUUUCUGCCUGGUCACUCUUGCAGAAAGCACAGCGCCGUCCUCAGACCUGCUCACUGUGGAGGUCACCAAAUACAACCCACCCUUCCAGAGUGAGGAGGAGCUGCAGAAGACGCGUUUGGUGUUGCCUGAUCCGUGGAGUCCAGCGGCGUACCUCUAUAAUGAGGAGCUGGUGUUCACCUGCAGCACUGGAGCUGGACGCGGAGGACUCGCCGAGGAGAAGAUCUCCUUCAGCUCUCCAGGUGACCGUAUCCGAGGCGGUGGGGUGUGUGCCGGUCUGCCGGUGUUUUUCUCUCAGAACAGCGGGCUGGUUGCUGUUUUAGCGAGAGAAAGUGCUUCCCUGCUGCCUGAGACCAUGGAGGACUCGCUCUGCACCUCAGUGGCUGGACCUGGACCCGAGGGUACCCCAUUAGAGACACCACCUAAAAUAGACAUGGUGGCCCAGGAGGACAGAACUAAGCUGCUGAAGCAAGCGUUCCUGCAGUUCUGCCGUCAUGAUCUGGUAGGAACUCAGAGCAUGGUGGUCGAGCUCUUCCCCAGCGACGGAGAGGGAGGUGCAGAGCUGGAUGCCAUCGUGACCCAGAUUGACCUGGAUCUGGUGGAUGACUUCCCUGCAUGUGACCCACGCUGGGCCGAGUCUGUUCCUGACGAGGGUCACAUAUGUAUUUUUCUCUGCUUUAUCUCAUGUUUGUGUCUCCAGGUGUCUCAGAUCUCCUCCAUCUUUGAGUGUCUGUUGGAUGAGGAGGAAAAAGCUUUAAAAGAGCAUUCGGAUGCCGCCAGGUGGGCCGAGGUGGUGCUCAACGUCAAUGACAUUGUCAAGGAUAUGCUUCAAGCAGCAGCACAGUACCGAGAGACCAAAGCAUCUCUGUACAGAGCGCCAGAGAACUGCGGCCCGGAGCCAGAGUACAUCCCAUGGACAGCCUCAGGAGGAGCGGGUGGAGUCCGGACCGUCAUCACGCGGCAGCACGGGCUGAUCCUGCACGCGGCGUAUCCGCACGCAGACGUAGAGUUGCGCGCCGCACUGAGCGAGCAGCUGGUGGCGCUGUUGGACUCUCUGUUGAGCGGUUACGUGGCUCAGCUGACAUCUCUCCGCCGCGCCGGACAACAGGAGCGCUACGUCAUGCUGGAGAACGAGUACAUGCAGAAACGCUCGGAGCUGCUCGCGCCUCUCUUGGAGUUGGGUCAGCAUCAGUGGGUUGCGGCGCUGGCGGAGAAAUACUGUGACUUUGACAUAUUGGUGCAGUUGUGUGAGCGGACGGAUAACCAGAGUCGACUACAGCAGUACAUGGUCAAAUUCGCUGAUCAGAACUUCGCUGACUUCCUGUUCCGCUGGUACAUGGAGAAAGGCAAGAGAGGGAAGCUGCUGUCUCAGCCAAUAGCAACGCACCAGCAGCUGGCCAGUUUCCUGCAGGCUCACGAUCACCUCAGCUGGCUGCAUGACAUACAUGUGCAAGACUAUCAGAGAGCCCAUCGUACCCUGUACAGUCAGGCCAACACGGAGACUCGGUACUUCAGCAAGAAGAAAACCCUGCUGGCCCUCAGCAAACUCACAGCUCUGGCGUCAGACAUGCCUGAAGCCGUGCACCGCAGACAGCUCAACGAUAUAGUGGAGCAGGAGAGGUUUCUGCUUCAUCAGGAGACUCUUCCUAAACAGCUGCUGGACGAGAAGCAGCUGAACCCAGACAGCAUGCCUCUACUGAGCCCUCGUAACCUCAUUAAUCUGUACAUCUGCGAUGAGAACCGUGGAGCCAACGAGUACGACUUCAAGAAAGCUCUCGAUCUGCUGGAGUACUUGGAGGAGGAGGACGCGGUUGAUAUUGAUGCCCUAAAACGGGAGAUCUUCAGUAAAGCCUUGAAGAAAGACUGGAAGGAGAGUUGGGCAUCGUCUGAUGAUAAUGACGAUCCUCUAGAAGCAGCCAGAGACAGCACUUUCGUCAAGAUCCUACAGAAACUCAUCCAGGAAGGUGUUUCUCUGCAGUCGUACCUGCCUGACGUGAAGGAUCUUCUGCAGGAAGACGAGCUGGAGAGUCUCAAAUCAAAACCGUACUUUGAGUUCCUCCUGCGAGCCAAUUGGAUGUUUAUGACAAAUGACAAGCAGGUAGCAUUCAGUCCAUUAUAA
Sinocyclocheilus rhinocerous is the source of this 3272-nucleotide messenger RNA. Its product is annotated as nuclear pore complex protein Nup133-like. The transcript has 25 exons. Bases 132 to 3272 code for a protein of 1046 amino acids. Gene Ontology annotation, biological process: protein import into nucleus; poly(A)+ mRNA export from nucleus; transcription-dependent tethering of RNA polymerase II gene DNA at nuclear periphery. Gene Ontology annotation, molecular function: structural constituent of nuclear pore; protein binding. Gene Ontology annotation, cellular component: nuclear pore outer ring. NCBI's taxonomy places the organism in Eukaryota, Metazoa, Chordata, Actinopteri, Cypriniformes, Cyprinidae. The record is from RefSeq and is a predicted model, not a curated record.